CAGGAACAGCUGUGUCUACUGCACGGCGCUGUACGCGAACAGCUGAUGCUAGUAGAGACCGAGCGACAGCGCUAGUGCUAUGAUUCAUGGGGCGGUCUUUCUAUACAGCAUAUAUGUACACACAUACAUGCUUCGGAGUAGCGCCGAAGUUCCACGAGCCAGUGUCGGACAGUUAUACACAGGCUGCUGAUAAGUAACUACACAUUAGCACAGUGCCACGCUAGCUGUUGUUUAAGUUACCGCGACAGCUUGUCGGAGUUCUGCCUGUAACUACACAUGAGAGCGUUGUCUGGCAACUGCAAUCCUAAAUGAUGAGGAAUGGAUAUGGUUCUGGAGGAACUCUUGGAGAGGAUACCCCAAACAGGAACUUUAUUCACUUGGAAAGUCUACAGAUGAAUGGGGUGCCGGCUGACGGGGGGAACGAAAACGCACCCCUGAUACCCCCUAGACGCUGGUAUAAACGAGUGUUUUCCACGCUGUUCGGCGUCUAUGACGAUGAUUGCGAGGCCAAGUACAACAUGUUUGGAUUUCGACGGAACCUCAAUACAAUAGCCGGGGUGUUCGCUCCAGUGGCACUCGGCCAGUUUGCCAAUAACGUCUUCCUGCGAACAGGUCCACAAGAAGGCUCUGCACUUUCGUCCUUCAAGCGUGACGUGCACUCAGACAUAUGUAUACACCUCGGCAUGUAUGGAGGAAUUUCACGUUGGUCUGAUUAAUCCUGAGCCCGUGUACCACGCGGUUGUUUGUGUAUAGAAAUGCAAUAUACAGAGACCCCGAUCCCCAACUCUUCCUGCACACACACAUUGUAUGUUUACAGGAGCUAAUCAGCCAGCGGAACGGGUUGAUCUUGGUGAGA
Haliotis rubra (blacklip abalone) is the source of this 856-nucleotide messenger RNA. RefSeq lists its product as uncharacterized. The coding region runs from base 309 to 716 and encodes 135 amino acids. Lineage: Eukaryota; Metazoa; Mollusca; Gastropoda; Lepetellida; Haliotidae. The record is from RefSeq and is a predicted model, not a curated record. The transcript is spliced from 2 exons.